Cyprinodon variegatus (sheepshead minnow) is the source of this 2436-nucleotide messenger RNA. It is a transcript of the gene acsf2, whose product is annotated as acyl-CoA synthetase family member 2, mitochondrial-like. The record is from RefSeq and is a predicted model, not a curated record. The transcript is spliced from 16 exons. Gene Ontology annotation, molecular function: medium-chain fatty acid-CoA ligase activity. Lineage: Eukaryota; Metazoa; Chordata; Actinopteri; Cyprinodontiformes; Cyprinodontidae. Bases 140 to 1969 code for a protein of 609 amino acids. Gene Ontology annotation, biological process: fatty acid metabolic process.
AUGAAAGCGUGCAACCCUGUCUGAGGGUUCAAGGUUCGAGUAUCUGGUGAGUCUGCAGCCAGAUAAGCAGUUUGCUGAGCGCUCAGUGUGCAGGAUCUCCUCCCGGCCUGGAGCUGUCUGAGCUCUGCAGCUGCUCACCAUGAUCAUCCCCACCGCUGGGUUUGGUUCCCAGUUCCUCCGGAGAAACAGCGCUUUCUCCGCAGCUCUGAGGGUUUUCCGGACACCAUGGACGUUCAAAACAGGAUCACCAAUUACUGCGCGGGCCAUCCACGUGGACUCUGCACCCGUCGUUCCCACUCUCACCACCAGCUACGUCCACGGCACGUCGUCCUGGUCGCUGCUCCACGACACGGUGGCAGAGACCCUGCAGAAGACGGUGGAGCGCUUGCCCGACAGGGAGGCUGUGGUCUUUGUCCAAGACGGCAUCCGCAAAACCUUUGCAGAGUUUCAACAAGAUGUGGACCAAGCUGCUGCAGGACUUCUGGCUCUUGGGCUCACGAAAGGAGACCGGCUCGGCAUGUGGGGGCCGAACACGUACGAGUGGAUCCUGUUUCAGUUUGCAACAGCCAAAGCUGGGAUUAUACUGGUGUCUUUAAACCCAGCUUACCAACAAAAGGAAGUGGAGCAUGCUUUACUAAAAGUAGGCUGUAAGGCCGUUGUGUGUCCUUCAGAGUUUAAAACUCAAAACUACUGCGACAUGUUGAUGAAGAUCUGUCCUGAAAUCGAGAAGUGCGUCCCAGGAGACCUCAAGAGCAACAGACUCCCAGAACUCCGCUCUGUGAUCAUCCUGGACAGCCGACGACCAGGAAUGUUUCACUUUGAGGACGUGAUGCAGGCCGGAGAAAGUCAGCAUGUGAAGCAGCUGCAGGAUCUGCAGGCGAAGCUUUCCUUUGAUGACCCAAUAAACAUCCAGUUCACCUCGGGUACAACUGGAGCACCAAAAGGUGCCACUCUCUCACAUCACAACAUUGUCAACAAUGCUUACUUUAUUGGCAAAAGAAUUGGAUACACCUGGAAGCCCCACCCCCGUGUUUGCGUGCCUGUGCCUCUAUACCACUGCUUCGGCUCUGUUGGUGGAGGGAUGGUUAUGGGCGUUCAUGGCAUCACCCUGGUCUUUCCCUCCACUGGAUACAACGGGAAGGCCAACCUUCAAGCAAUGGAGAGUGAGAGAUGCACCUCUGUCUACGGGACUCCCACCAUGUAUGUUGACAUGCUUAACCAACCAGAUUUUGCUAAAUAUGAUUUGUCAUCCGUAGAGGGGGGCAUCAUGGCUGGCUCCCCAUGCCCUGCAGAGCUGGUGAAGAAAGUGGUGUCUGAGAUGGGCAUUAAAGAAAUGACAAUAGGAUACGGCACCACAGAAAACAGCCCUGUGACGUUCCUGGGAUGUCCUCUGGACAACAUGGAGAGGAAAACUGAGACCGUUGGCUACAUCAUGGACCACAUAGAGGCUAAAAUAGUAAACCCUACAAGUGGCCAGGUUGUGCCUCUGGGGGAAAAGGGAGAAAUAAUGGUCAGAGGAUACUGCGUGAUGCUGGAGUACUGGUAUGAACAGGCUAAAACAGAGGAAUGCAUUACUAAAGACGGCUGGUAUAAAACUGGAGACAUUGCCAGCUUAGAUGCUUACGGCUACUGCAAGAUCGACGGCAGGAUUAAAGACAUGAUCAUUCGAGGAGGAGAAAACAUCUACCCUGCAGAGAUCGAGCAGUUUCUCCACACACAUCCCAAAGUCAAGGAGGCACAGGUGGUUGGAGUCCAGGAUCCGCGUUUGGGGGAGGAAGUCUGUGCCUGCAUUCAACUGGUGGACGGUCAAGAGUGCACAGAAGAGGAGAUUAAAGCUUAUUGCAAAGGACAGAUCGCUCACUUCAAGAUCCCUCGCUACAUCCUCUUCAUGAACAGCUUCCCGCUCACAGUUACAGGAAAGAUCCAGAAGCACAGACUUCGUGAAGAGGCUGAGAAGCAGCUGGGCUGAGGAAGGAGAAAUGACAGGAAGGAGAGCAUUCAGACUGUUUUCAGUAUAUAAACUGUAUAUACAUUGUAUACCAAAAACUACAAUUUGGAUUAGCCCGACCAGCCAUCUGGAAAAGCUACUCUUAAUAUACAGCCUAAGCCUUUACUGGAUGAGUGAUGGGAUGGUAGGAGGCUACAAAUCUUUAGAGUGAGAUCAGCAGGUCAAUUUUGAAAUUACACCAUCCUGCUUGUUUUUAAGCUGUUUAAAGAAAUAUACAUUGAUCCAUCAUGGAAGAUGUUACUACAAAAACACAUUACAUUCAAUGAAGAUAGAGGUUCAGAUCUAGGUGCAGCAGAGAAUCAUGAUGUGAAUCCUAAAAUCUACCAUGUGAUUGGAUUUUUAAGGAUUUUUCUCAGAAAUGUCAUCUGAGGCUAAUUUAAACCAGAAGACUUGUUAACUUAAUGGCCUAUUAAGUUUUUUUAUUCAAC